AUGGUAAACCUCUCUUUCAUUUCAGUUUGCAAGGAUCCACCAUACAAAGUGGAGGAGUCUGGAUACGCAGGCUUCAUCUUGCCUAUUGAAGUUUACUUCAAAAACAAGGAAGAACCGAAGAAAGUUCGCUUUGACUACGACCUGUUCCUCCACCUGGAGGGCCACCCACCUGUCAAUCAUCUCCGCUGUGAGAAGCUCACCUUCAACAACCCAACGGAGGAGUUUCGUAGGAAGCUACUGAAAGCUGGAGGGCAGCGGGAUCCUCAUAAACGAAGUUCAGAAGACUCAAAAGUGAUGGUGAUGCAGGAAGGCUCCACCUCACUGUUUGGCCAGCACCUGAAGCUGCCCACACUUCCCAACAGCUCGCUCACAUCCACGUUCUCCGACCCAAAGAAGAGCAAAAGCUUCCUUGGGUCAAAGGAUGGCUCCAAAGGAAGUGGCACCACCCUCCUCACCACCGCCACAACCACCAGCACCAACAGCAGCAGCUUCUCCAAACUCCACAAACCUUCCAAGGACCAUAAAGACAAACCCCCAAAAGACUUGAAAGAACCCAAAAGUGCCUUCAGAGACUCUGGCUGGGAAACCAGCAAAGCCCCCAAAGAACCUUCCAGGAAACCCAAAGAGAACCAGCCACUUAGAGAUAUCAAUCCUAAGAUGGGCUUCAAGGAACCCAAGUCUUUGUCCAAGGAGCAUCGGACUGAGGGGAUCACCCACGGGUCAGGGCUCAACAAGCGUCUGUCCGCCCCUGAUGGCGACGAUCAUGCGGCCAAAAAACGUAAAAAGGGAUUUGUAGAUUCAUCAGGGAAGCAGCUGUCGGGUUCAGAUGCUCAACAUUCAGAUAAUAAACUGUUGAAGGAUAGAUCGCAAAUUCGAACAAAUAAAUUACGACCAGAUGGUGACGAGACUGAGCGCAGGAAGGUGUCAAAACUUCCUCCAUUCCAGCAACUGGUGGAUCCCAAUGACUCUGAUAUGGAGGACCAGUCCACCAAAUCAGAUUCUGAACAGCCCAGUCCAGCCAGUUCCAGCUCCAGUUCAGGCUUCGUGCCCACACACCACAAACGACAAGUGGUGGACUUCAUCAUCAGGAAGAGGGUGGCUCUUCCUGCCACCACCCACACAGUUCUGGGCCCGCUGCAGUCAGUGAUGCAGGAUCUGCACUCAGACGACAAUGACGAGGAUUCAGAGGACGAUGAUGACAACGACAUGGACUCUGACAUGGAGCGACUCGCACACACACACCUCACACACCACCAACGCAGGGUCAGUUUGAGUGAUGGCAGUGAGAGUGACAGCUCCUCGCCCUCACCCCCCUCCCACAACGAGGCCCCGCCCUUAUUAAAGACUACUAAUAACCAGAUACUGGAGGUGAAGAGUCCCACCAAGCAGAGCAAACAGGACAAGAAUAAGAACAUAGACUGUGACAAGGCAUACCUGGAUGAGCUGGUGGAGCUGCACAAAAGACUGAUGACACUAAGAGAAGGUCACAUACUGCAACAGAUUGUGAACCUGAUUGAAGAGACUGGACACUUCCACAUCACAAACACUACUUUUGACUUCGACCUUUGCUCCUUGGACAGAAGUACAGUUAGGAAACUCCAGAGUUACCUGGAAACCUCGGGACUGUCCUGAGGCUCUGAGCAGCUGGCUGCUGGAUCUCUGUCUCCACAAAGACUUUCGAUUUUUCUUGAAUAAACUCCCAACUUUGGAUGCAAUGCAAAAGCCCCACUGUGGCUGGGUCCAGUUGCUGUGUGUCCAGCCUGCUGCUGGACUGGGCUCUCUGGAUGAAGAGGUCGUCCCACUGCAGACACCAGGGCCAGGUGUGGUGGGGAUGAGCCCUGUCGAUCAGGAGAUCACCCGGAAAGCCUUGAAAACUUCACUUGAUUUAAAAAAAAUAAAUAAAAAAUAAAAAAAUUGUGGGGAGUGGCUACCGUGUUGCUCUUA
This is a messenger RNA of Seriola dumerili (greater amberjack), 1944 nucleotides long. RefSeq names its product protein AF-9-like (gene mllt3). Gene Ontology annotation, biological process: regulation of DNA-templated transcription. NCBI's taxonomy places the organism in Eukaryota, Metazoa, Chordata, Actinopteri, Carangiformes, Carangidae. Gene Ontology annotation, cellular component: super elongation complex. The record is from RefSeq and is a predicted model, not a curated record. The coding region runs from base 1 to 1632 and encodes 543 amino acids. The transcript is spliced from 12 exons.